AUGGAGCGGAGGGAGUUGAGCCCCAGGGGAAGAAGGGCACCCCGGCCGGGUCAUCUGAGCGCUUCUCCCGCCGGCCUCUCGGCCACUCCAGCCCCCGGGCUGGCCGUGGAGGUGAAGGUGCCCACCGAGCCCCUGAGCGCGCCGGCGGGCAGGACCGCCGAGCUGACGUGCAGCUACAGCACAUCGGUGGGAGACAACUUCGCCCUGGAGUGGAGCUUCGUGCAGCCUGGGAGGCCCGUCUCCUCGUCCCAACCCAUCCUGUACUUCACCAAUGGCCAGCUGUAUCCAACUGGUUCUAAGGCAGAGAGGGCCAGCCUGCUUCAGAACCCCCCCACAGGAGGAGUGGCCACCCUGAAACUGACUGACGUCCACCCCUCGGACACUGGAACCUACCUCUGCCAUGUUAACAACCCGCCAGAUUUCUACACCAAUGGGUUGGGGUUAAUCAACCUUACUGUGCUGGUGCCCCCCAGUAGCCCCUCGUGCAGUCAGAGUGGUCAGACCUCUGUGGGGGGCUCUGCUGCAUUGAGAUGCAGCUCUUCCGAGGGAGCCCCCAGGCCGGUGUACAACUGGAUCCGCCUUGGAUCUUCUCCUACACCACCUCCUGGCAGCAUGUUGCAAGAUGAGGUGUCCGGCCGGCUCAUCCUCACCAAUCUCUCCCUGGCUUCCUCGGGCACCUACCGCUGUGUGGCCACCAACCAGAUGGGCAGCGCAUCCUGUGAGCUGACCCUCUCUGUGACUGAGCCUUCCAAAGGCCGAGUGGCUGGGGCUGUGAUCGGGGUGCUGCUGGGCCUGCUCUUCCUGUCAGUUGCUGUGUUCUGCCUGAUGAGGUUCCAGAAAGACAGGAGGAAGAAGCCCAAGGAGACAUACGGGGGGAGUGACCUACGGGAGGAUGCCACCGCACCUGGGCUUUCUGAGCAAACUUCUGUGAGGGCCGAUUCUAACAAUGGGCUCCUGGAGAGGCCCCCAUCUGCCAGCACUGUGACAACCACCAAGUCUAAGCUCCCUAUGGUUAUCUGA
Kogia breviceps (pygmy sperm whale) is the source of this 1020-nucleotide messenger RNA. The record is from RefSeq and is a predicted model, not a curated record. NCBI's taxonomy places the organism in Eukaryota, Metazoa, Chordata, Mammalia, Artiodactyla, Physeteridae.